AUGCUGACUGCUUCGGUCUACAGUAAAUAUUACGACCUCCUCGGUGUCAGCCCCGAAGCUGGCGAGGCCGACAUCAAGAAGGCUUACCGGAAAAACGCUUUGAAGCACCACCCGGACAAGGGCGGAGACCCCGAACACUUCAAGGAAUUGACUCACGCUUACGAAGUCCUUGCCGACUCUCAACAACGUUCCAUCUACGACCAGCUUGGUGAGGCCGGUCUCAAGGAGGGUGGCGGUAUGGGCGGUGGCGUGGACCCUCAGGAUCUUUUCAGCCAGUUGUUUGGUGGCGGUGGUGGCUUUUUCGGCGGUGGUGGUGGUGGUCGAGAGCGUGGUCCCCGACGAGGACGAGACCUUGUUCACCGAAUCUCUGUUUCCCUCGAAGAUCUCUACAAGGGAAAGGUCCAGAAGCUUGCUCUUUCCAAAUCCGUCAUCUGCAAGGGCUGUGAUGGCCGAGGCGGCAAGGCGGGUGCUGUCCAGACCUGUACUGGGUGCCAAGGUCGCGGUGUCAAGGUCAUGCUCCGCCAGCUUGGUCCUAUGAUGCAGCAGAUCCAACAACCCUGUGGCGAAUGUGAGGGUACCGGUGAGAUGAUGAACCCCAAGGACAAGUGUAAGACUUGUAACGGCAAGAAGACCAACCAGGAGAGGAAGGUGCUCGAGGUCAACAUCGAUAAGGGUAUGAAGGGCGGUCAACAGAUCAAGUUUGCUGGAGAGAGCGACCAACAGCCUGGCCAGGUUGCUGGUGAUGUCAUCAUCGUGAUUGAGGAGAAGCCUCACCCUCGAUUCGAGAGGAAGGGCGACGACUUGUUCUACAACGCCAACAUCGACCUUCUCACUGCUUUGGCUGGUGGUGACUUUGCUAUCGAGCACCUCGACGACCGUGCUUUGCACGUCACUAUUGUCCCCGGAGAGGUCAUCAAGCCUGAUGCUCUCAAGAUCAUCUCGGGCCAGGGUAUGCCCUCUUACAGACACCACGACCUCGGUGACCUCUAUGUCCGUCUCACCGUCGACUUCCCCAGCACCAUCCCUACCGAAGUCAUGCCCUUGCUCGAGAAGGCUCUUCCCCCCCGAAAGCCCUUGCCCAAGUUUGGCAAGAAGGUGCACGUCGACGAGGUUGUCUUCUCUGAACCCAACGAGAAGCACGCUCGAACAGCUGCUGCCCAAGACGGCGAUGAGGAGAUGGAGGACGAUGAGGAGGGUAGCGGACCCGGUGUGCAGUGUGCUCAGCAGUAA
Molecule: messenger RNA, 1230 nt
Organism: Cryptococcus amylolentus CBS 6039
Lineage: Eukaryota; Fungi; Basidiomycota; Tremellomycetes; Tremellales; Cryptococcaceae
Exons: 6
Coding region: 1-1230 (409 amino acids)
Biological process (GO): response to heat; protein refolding
Cellular component (GO): cytosol; nucleus; cytoplasm
Molecular function (GO): ATP binding; Hsp70 protein binding
Source: RefSeq, a predicted model, not a curated record